AUGGAUGACCUCAAGCUUGUAAACGCGACCCAAAUUUGCGUUAUCAUUGAAGGUGCCGAAUUCGCAAAAGAUUUCAACUAUUUUAUCACGGUGCAGCUUGAUGGGCAAGGGGAAAAGCGCCGAACUGAUAUUUCAGCAAGAGUUACAAAUCCAAUAUUCUCAGCAAAUACUUUUUAUCUGCCUCUCCCUACUAAUAGGAUUGAAUUGAAUAUGAGAUUAUUAUUUGCAGCAUUUGUAGUUGCUGAUAGAGAUGGAAACGCUGAACAGGGCAAAGGCCAAGCUCGUCUCCUUGGCGAGUCAGUUUUAGAACUUGGCCCAUUAGCUUCAGUGCUUACAGAUGUCAAGGGAGCUGGAACUCGUCAGCAUCUCCGAUUCGUAAGGGUUCAUGAAGGAAAGCAAGUCACAGUCGGACGAUUUUUAGUGACAAUCCGGCUCGUCCCUGAGCAUGCAAUGGUGCCAACUGCUUUAGACGCUGGCGAAAUUUUCCACCCUUUGCCUGUAAAUGACCCAUUUGCAGAAUUCCUCUGGAGAGUCCGUAUUGAUUUCAGAGCAGGUGUUGAUAUUCCUUUUAACAACAUUUCCACAUCUGGGCUACCAUCUCCUUAUUUAGAGUUUGGAUGAAGCGCUUAUAUACAGCAGAGACCUCCAGACAAUGAAAUGGUGAGAUCAUUAAUAAUCCCUAAUAGUCGGCAUCCUAUAUGAAACCACCAAGAAUUAUUUUUGAACCCGAGAAAUGUGACAAAUUUAGAUGGAUUUUUUUGGCUUCUGCUGAAAGAUAGAGUCGCUGCUGAAAGUUUGGAGUCUAUGACGAUUCCGAUUACUGCGAUGAGGGCUUUUCAUCCAGUUCAUAUGGAGGUUGCAACUUCUAGAGGAGGAGAUGCAUCAGAGCCAAGGUGCCAGAUUUAUUGUUCAUUGACCAUUGAAGAAGCAAUAACUACAAGUUUUGUGGACCACCUCAUUGAUAUUGCAAUUAUUGGAGUGAAUUGGGAUCCUCUGCCAACCUCGACCAAUAAGAUCAUGAUAGCUAUGACUACACAUGGACAUCAUUUGACUGAAAUUCCAUUCACUGAAAUCGAUCUAAAAGGAGAAACCAAUCUCUCAAGAGAACUUCUUCGCCAUAAAGCAGAAAGACACUCAGUGUUUUUAACUCCUAUGAUCCCAAUAACUCCUUCAUCUCAUGACAAUCCUUACAACUCUCAAGCUGUUUUUACGAUCCCCAGAUCAUACUUAGAAAACCAGCUAUCAUUCUUUUUAAUAGCUAGGGAUGAGAGUUUGGUAGGGAACACAAGACAUCCUUUGCCAAAUACCAUUGUAGCACAUACUGAAAUCCUUGAUGACGAUUUACAAACAAGCUUAUAGUAUUUUCUAUAUAGUGCGAAAAAUGACAAAACACUUUACGUGCCCAUGAUAUGGAGUACUUCGAGCUCUAUGUACAGAGUUCUAGGACAAUGCAAAUGCACAAUCCAAAUUGGAGUGUUUAGCUUAGACGUAAAUUUCAUAUAGAAGCAAGAAGAUUCCUCAAUCGAAAAAACCAGGAUUGAAGACAGACAAGUAGAAAUGGGAAAAGCUGACCUUUCAUACUCGUUAAGAGCAACUCAGCCCAGAAAUAAAAAUGAGAUGGGAGGAGCUGCACUAUCUAUUGGAAGCAUGGCAGGGGGUGGCGGUGGGAAGGAAAGAUGGGAACUCUUGGCAAGAGAACUACAGCAAAAACAAGAACUUAUUCACAGGCUUAUGAAAGAAAACGAUGAAAAAAGUGAUGCCCUAAAACUCACAGGAGCUGAAAUUAUUGACUUAAGAAGGCAAAUUAAGCUAUUGCAAAGCGAAAAUGCAAUUUUAAGGCAAAGACUGCAUGAAGAAGAAGAGAUUGAUGUAAGAGCUGUUGUCAGCAAAGAAGUAGAGCAAAUGAAUAAUGAAGAGCUUAAACUGAAAAUAAUUAAAAUUGCUCAAAUGUACAGGAACGAGAGAACAAGAAACGAAGAAUUUGAAAAAAUUAUCAAGCAAGCUCAAGGAGAAGUGUCAGAAGCGUAUAAAUAUAAACUUGAAUUAGAUAAGCUAAGAGAAAAACACGAAAGAGAUAUGCAGAAACUCCAGAAAGUGCAAUCUCAGGUAGAUCGCGUCAAAGUAUACAGAGAAACUAUUAAAAAGCAAGAAGCUGUCAUAUCCAAGCUUGAAAAACUCUUACUCUCCCCGUCUCUCAUUGAAUGGGUUAAUUUUGUUAAAAAAAUUAUAUAUAAAUUUUAUGGUGGGUUUAUUAUCAGAAUUUAAAAGACCAAUUUUGAAAUAAUUUUAAUUUAAUUUGCAAAAUUUAUAUUCUAAAUCCAGCUGUUUAAAUUUAAACACAAUUAGCUAGAGAUUUUCUUUAUACUAAUUAUCACUUAAAAAUACUUUUUUAGCUACAGAGGGUGGAUUUUUAAUAAAAAAAAAUAGGGAUUUUUCCAAUGAUUUUGCUCGCUAACGGGAGGGGAGGAGUUAGAUAAAACACUUAAAGAUACUCAACAAGCCAGAGAAACAGUUCAAGAGCUAGAAAAGCUGAGAACAGAGAAUUUGGAACUGCAAAGAAGAUUAAAAGACACAGCUCUUGGCACACAAACUGGAAAUUCAAAUGUUGAGCAAGCUAGACAAGAAGUAAGAAGGCUCGAGAGACUUGUUGCCGAAUUAAGAGAGCAGCUCAAAAGUAAAAGACCAGAAACUCGAGAAGACCAAUCAGAUUGGGAAAGAGAAAAAAUACAGCUUGAAGUCGAUCUUCAAAGAGCUGAGCUUAGGGUCCAAACUAUGCAAGAAGAAAUGGAUAGGAGCUCUGCUAAAUUCGCAAAAGAGCUUGCUCACUAUAAAGGACUUCUGGCUGAGAAGCAAUCAAUAAUUGACACCAUGAGGAUUGGGCAAGACAUGAGCAUGGAUAAAUACUAG
This is a messenger RNA of Blepharisma stoltei, 2907 nucleotides long. Lineage: Eukaryota; Ciliophora; Heterotrichea; Heterotrichida; Blepharismidae. The record is from the annotation of a GenBank genome assembly.